Paramisgurnus dabryanus is the source of this 5682-nucleotide messenger RNA. It is a transcript of the gene vegfba, whose product is annotated as vascular endothelial growth factor Ba. Lineage: Eukaryota; Metazoa; Chordata; Actinopteri; Cypriniformes; Cobitidae. The record is from RefSeq and is a predicted model, not a curated record. Gene Ontology annotation, cellular component: membrane. Gene Ontology annotation, biological process: vascular endothelial growth factor receptor signaling pathway; positive regulation of endothelial cell proliferation; response to hypoxia. Gene Ontology annotation, molecular function: growth factor activity; chemoattractant activity; heparin binding.
AGUCUGCGCGUCAGGGGGAAAAAAGAGAAAAGUUGCACGGUGACGCGCACAGAGAGUUGCGGAGCGUGUGCGCCUCUACUUGAGUCCUGAAGGGCAAAUAAGGGAGACGACCUUAACCGGGUGCACUUAUCUGAGUCUCAUUUCAAAUCCUUGUGCAUUCGUACAGUGUAGCCUGUCGCGCAUCAUAGAAAUAUAAGGUGCCGUGUUUGUCAAAGCAAACGUCAUCGUGGGUUUUUGGUGGGCAUGAUAUCACUGGUGACCUACAGUAUCACGGGAUGCGCCGCGCAAAGCGGGUCUAACAUGCCAGACGGGAGAGACAUGGACCUUCGGGAGGCACGCAUCAUCGUUUAUUGAGGAUAUACGUGUGUAUUAUUGGAUAUCUAUUUCCUUGGAUCAUAAGGACGUACUGUGACAAGACCGCCAGGAAGGAACCGGUGUAAAUAAAAUGCGCGUGAUUACACCGGCGCAGGCAAACUAUUCUCAGAUUUAUUGGGAUUUAUUUUAAAUGCUUACUACAGGCUGAUUUUAAUACUUAACGAGGCAAUUUUUCAUCUGCUUCUAAAACUUUAUUUAUUUAAUUGAAUCUUGGGUUUUGUAUGUUCCGGUGAACCAUGACAUGGACGACGAUUGCGCUGUUUUUUGAGAAUCUGCUAAGUAAAUUGUCACUGUUUGCGUGUUUGGAUUUGGUCGAUUUUAAAGUUGGGAAUAAUCAUUCAUAGAGAAAUAACAGCUGGACUGGUUAUAUCAUUUACUAUACAACUAUUUCAGACUUUUCUCGGUGAACUCAAACAAUGGGGAUCAACCUGCGAGUUCUUCUGGGAAUGUUUCAAGUCGUUUCUCUCACCAGAAUCCCCACACACUGUGCCAAGACUCCGUCAGACCACUGGAUCCCAACAGAAAGUCACAGAUCGGGAGAAGUGGUGAGGUGGUUGGAUGUCUAUCAGAAAAGCGGCUGUCAUCCCAGAGAGAUGCUGGUGGAGGUUUGGCAGGAGUUUUCAUGGGAGACGCAUCACCUUUUCUUGCCGUCAUGUGUAACACUGCGCCGCUGUGGAGGCUGUUGCUCAGACGAAGCACUGGAGUGUGUGCCGUCAAAGACACACACAAUCGUCAUGGAGCUUAUGAGGACCUCCUAUAUGAAGCAUGAACUGGUGCAGCUGCCCUUCACAGAACACAGCCAGUGUGAGUGCAGGCUAAAAGAAAAUUUUUAUGCAGCGCCAACCAGAGAAGGUCCACAGACCACGAGACGAGGAAGAAAGCGUCAAAGAGGAAAACCAAAGCGAAAGAAACACAUGGAGAAAAAGCAAAUGACACCUGUGCCAACUACACCCCCUCCUCCUCCACCUCCUACCCUCCCGCCUAGCUCCGCCCCUACACCACCUGUCAGAGAGGCGUGUCCGCCGUGCCCUUCCCGCAGGAUGACAUCACAGCCUCCCUCAUGUGAGUGCAGGUGCAGCUUGAGGGAGGUGAGCUGCACAAAGAGAGGAAAGACACUGAACCAGCACAGCUGCCGAUGUGAGACCCAAAGGGAAUAAUGAAAUUAAACCUCCCUCAUAAUCCACCUUUCAAACAUUGCACAGCUUCGAUGAGGUCAAGGUUCGCUUAUUCUUUUAUCACUCAGUCUAAAGUUUGGGUCUUGCCCAGAAUAAAGGUUUGUGUUCGGGAAUAAACCACAAACCCUCCCCCGGGCACCGGGCGCUCGGGCCCUGUCCUACACACUUUUGUGGCAGUAUUCGUUACAUAUACACAGCUCUGUUCCCAAAGGGUUAUGCAUACAAAAUACAUCACAUUGUUUGAAAUUGUUGUUCUGUAGAAGAUUUCUCACAACAGUCAAUCCAAAUGUCUUUUCUGCUACAUUCUGAUGAAAAUUCAAAACCUAUCAAGACUGUAGGGCGGACGCAAACGCUGUUUGAGCACAGCGAGUGACGCUUAUCACCGGAAAAGGGGAAUAUUUAGCAAUCGGGAGGUGAACCUUGGCUGUCAAGUGAGCUUUAUCCAAAACUUUCUGUGUCAAGAUGGACCGUCCUCUGGUAUUUUCAGCCUCCUGGGAUGAAUGAAUCAACACAGGCACGGACACACUGCUAGUGUGAUGCUAAUAAGGAUGAGUACACUGAGGACAAAGAGGAAAAGGAAGGAGUUUUUAAAUAAACUACUCAAGUGGAGUGUUUUUGAGAGGAUGGAUGUUGACAAACCUUUAACGUCGAGAGAACUUAAGUAUCUCGAAAAAAUUCCAGACGUCACGUAUGUGCCAACUGGAUGGAUGAGCGAUUAGACGGAUGGACAAGUGUCUGUGUGGUCUCAGUGGGGAAUAAUGAGGAUCUGUGCGUCUGUCCUAAUUUAUUCCUGGCCUCUAUAAGUCCAUAAUGUGGCUUCACAGACUGUAUCAAUGAGUCUUUUUUGUGUUUGUUUGAUUUGCUUUUUGUCCGACUCCUUCCUUUUGGGAUUUGAGAGCUUUCCCACUGGCCAGCCAGUGAGUUGAAUGCCAAUAGUAUAGAAACUUGGUGAUAUUCCAUUGGUGCUCGCACGCACGCAAACACACGCACGCUUUCUCUCUCUCACACCCUCAAUCACACUCUUUUGCAUUAGUUUCUCUCUUUAUCCCUUUCCCACAUUUGUCUCUUUUUCACUCCGUCUCUUUCGCUCUCUCCUUCACACACACAAACAAAUGCAAACAGGUAAAUAUAAGCUUUCCGGUGUUGAUAUUGAAAGAAGAAUAUGUUUUUUGUAAAGAAUACUAAUGUUAUUAUAGUCCAUUAUAGUACACUUAAAGAAUGUCGUCUUUAUCUCUGCUAUUUUCACCUAUAAAAGCAGGCACUGGCAUACUCACAGUUUCGACUGUGCAUGUGCUCUCAGAGGCCUCGGCAGGCUUCAAAAAAGGGAAAUACACACUUUUUGCGUGUUAUGGCGGUCUUAACCAUCUCACGUUGUUGGGAGUAUGACGUAUUUAUUUUUUAUAUUGAAUUGCAUUUUAUAUUAUGCUUUGUGAUGUUUCGUCUGUGUCUUUCAGAGACUUUUAUUUUGCUACAACUGUGAUGAUUUGAGAUUACUUAGUAUUUUGCCUGGAUUCUUUAGAGACGGACCGCUAGGAUGAAGCUAUCGCAUCAACGUUGAACACCAUGAGUAUCAGUGAACCUGCUGGUGGUUAAGCAACUCUUUCCAUGUUAUGUGUAGCAUUACUGUGACCACAAAACCAAUCAUAAGGGUCAAUUUAAAAAAAAACAAGCUUUCCAUUGAUGUAUGGUUUGUUAGGUGUUGUGCGCACCAAAACUUUUAAAUGCGGCUGAAAACGCCUGGAGGACACCAUCGGCCAGAUGUUUUUUCAGCUGAGCGCCAGUUUCUUCAGCCAAGCACUUUGGUAGCUGUGAUCAUAGAUAUGUAUAAAGACUAUGGCUGUGAUACUUGAGCUGUGAGCCUGUUGGUUGUUGUGAUACUUUUCCCGCCCCUCCUCCACUCUGAUUGGACAGCUGUGUAAGAACUGACAUUGACGAACGGAGCUUUUCACCCAAAGUUGAAUAUUUUUCAACUCUUGGCGCUCUUUUUCAACUCAACUGAGCGCAGAAAAAUGCUGAGUGCCGGUUUUCAGCACGGAAGAAAAUCGCUAGCUGCUGUUUUUUUUUUUUUUUUUUUGAAAAACACAGAUCUUCCAUUGGAAACAAUAAAAAAAAAAAAACGCCGGCCGCAGGCAAAGCUUUGGUGUGCACGCCCCCUAAUUAUUUUUGGCAUAAAGGAAAAAUCCUAAUUUUGACCAAUACAAUGUAUUGUUGGCUAUUGAUACAAAUAUGCAAUGUGACUUAUUACUGAUUUUGUGGUCCAGGGUCACAUAAGGAUGUCUACGUUUCUACAAGUGACUAUAGGAUUGUAGAUUCCUUAGACUACGUCUUAGGCAAUUACAAGCAAUACUGUAAACAACAACCUGGGUUGUAAAAAUGCUGGGUUAUUUUCAACCCAGUGUUUGGUCAAAAAGGGAACAACCCAGCAUUUUGGGUUGAAACAACCCAGCAUAGGUUAAAUUACAACUUAAGUUCUUGACCCUCAACCAUGGGUUAAAAAUAACCCAGCAUUUUUUAAGUGUAUAAAGAUCAAUACCACCCUGGGCUGUUCAGUUGAUACACUGUAAAAAAUUAUUUGCUGCCUUAAAUUUUUUUGUUGAAUCAACUCAAGUCAGGUCAGCUUACUAUUUAUCUUGACAAGAGAUGAGUUGCAACAACAAAGUUUACUUCUUUUAACUACAUUUUAUAAAUUUAAACAACUCAUCUCUAGUCAAGAUAAAUAACCGUGAAUUAAAAUGACUUGAGCUGAUCUGAGUUGAUUCAUACCGAGCCCCUAAGGUGACAUAGAGUAAAAAAAUCUAAAGUUUAGUUUCAUGUGCUCACGCGAAACCUUCAUGUGCAGAAUUUUUUUUAAAGUUUUGUUUUGUGUGCUCACGUGAAACUUUCGCAUGCUCACGUGAUACUUUCGCCUGCGCUCACGUGCGCUCGCAAAACUAAACUUUAUUUAAUUUUUUCUUCAUGUCCCCUUAGGGGCUCCGUAGAUUCAACUAAAAAUUUUAAGGCAGUAAAUCAUUUUUUACAGUCUUAAAGUGUUCCCAAACUACUGACCUGUGUGUUUCCCUAAACAUGGAUUUCAUGGAGUUCAACGAGCAAAGUGUAGCAUUGAACCUGAUUUUAUUAAUUGGGAAAUUAUUGAAUCAUGAAAAGCAUUUUACACCACACUGUAAAAGAAAAUGCAGGAACUUCGUUUUUAAAAGUCAAUUUUAAGUUUUAAGUUUUGACCUGUGAAUGAUUGACAUAACUUAUAAAAACUAGUUAAAGCUGUUUAACUUUUUUUCUUAAGUUCAAAUAUAAAAAUAUAUGUUAAUUUGACAAAAAUGCUGCAUUUUGUUUACAGUGCAGAGCUGAACCAGAGAUAUAUGUGAUUUUUACUGAAAUAGCUGGUUGGUAAACAUCUGACACAGCCUAGGACGGUGAUGUCAUCAAAAAUGUUGUUUUGAGGUUGUGCAAGUUAUUACAUUUUGACAAGAGAUUAAAUUUUUUGGAACAGCCAUGAAUUGGGGAAACGUGGGUUCAGAAAGCUAAUAGGGUGAAUUUUGGAUUCUGGUUAAUGUUGGUUGUCUUCAUACACGAUGGCUUUAUCGCUGCUGUUAAAUGUUCUGUGUGAAAUUCUGUGCUAUAAACGUAGCAUUCUCUCUCGACAGUACCAUGUAUCAACUACCUCUGUGUCCGUACAGUUAAUGUAUAAGAACUAUCAUAGAAUAUAUAUAUAUAUAUACAUGCAUACGAUAUGAAUGUAACUACAAAAAGUCAGUGUUUCCAGUCUUUUCCGUGUAAAACUCAUUCCUGCCUCCUGUCGCUUUGUUUGGAUAAUUUGUGUGUAGAAAUGUCAUAUGUAUUCAGAUAUAACAGGGCCGAACAGAACCCGAUAUAUACCAUAAUCUAUACACAAUAUAAGCUUUGAGUGUUUGUUAAUAACAUAAUGAUUAAUGGUUAUUGCUGCUAUUCCAUCUGUGCCCAAAAUUCCUGUGUGUGUAAAAGAUUUGUUACAGAGAGACAUAACCUUCCCUGCUUUAUGUCUUCAAUGUGUAUAAAUGCAAACGUAGGUCUUAUCACACACGUACAGUAUAUAAAAAAACACAACAGCCAUAAAGCAAUGUGCUAUAUAUUAAUAUAAAUAAAGUGAAAUGACUUA